CACCCCUGCGUACUGACGCAUUUCGAGUCGUUUAAAGCUGCCGUUGAAGGCAAACGCCUCGCCGUGUUCCUAGAUUAUGAUGGCACGCUUACACCGAUUGUGUCCAACCCGGAUGAUGCUAUAAUGUCCCAAGAGGCAAGUAUGCGCAAUGUGGUGCAGGCAGUCGCCAGGGCGUUCCCCACUGCCAUAAUUAGCGGCCGAGGGCGGGAAAAGGUGGAGGCAUUCGUACAGCUAAAGGAGCUGUUUUAUGCCGGGAGCCAUGGCAUGGACAUCGCGGGUCCUCGGGUAAGCAGUGAGCCCCGCCAGCUCGGACCAAACAACCAAUUUUGCAAUCCGGCAGCGCAUUUCCGGCCCCUCAUAGACGACAUUUUUGAACAAUUACAGCGACGGCUCAAGGACGUGCCGGGUUCGAGUGUGGAGCACAACAUCUUCUGCGUGAGUGCGCACUUCCGUAACUGCCCGGGGGAGGCCUGGCAGGACGUCAUCUCCACCGUGGAGGAUGUGGUAUCGCAGCACGAGGACCUUCGGAUGACGCGGGGACGCAAGGUGGUGGAAAUAAGGCCCAAGGUUGACUGGCACAAGGGCACGGCGCUGAGCCACCUUGUGGAGGCUCUGGGGCUCAGUCAGCAGCCCGAUGUGGUGGCCAUAUACGUGGGGGAUGACCACACGGACGAGGACGCGUUCAGGACGUUGGAGGAGACGCGGCAAGGGUUCGGCAUCUUGGUAAGCACGCGGCCCAAGCCCACUCGGGCUAGGUUCACUGUUCGCGACCCGUCCUGCGUCCAGACCUUCCUGUCCGGCAUCGUGGAGUGGGCCAAGUCGGGCAGCAACGGC
Messenger RNA from Volvox carteri f. nagariensis, 834 nucleotides. RefSeq lists its product as uncharacterized. The annotation marks the transcript as partial. The transcript is spliced from 7 exons. The record is from RefSeq and is a predicted model, not a curated record. Gene Ontology annotation, biological process: trehalose biosynthetic process. Gene Ontology annotation, molecular function: trehalose-phosphatase activity. NCBI's taxonomy places the organism in Eukaryota, Viridiplantae, Chlorophyta, Chlorophyceae, Chlamydomonadales, Volvocaceae.